Messenger RNA from Salarias fasciatus (jewelled blenny), 770 nucleotides. RefSeq names its product mannosidase beta like (gene manbal). The record is from RefSeq and is a predicted model, not a curated record. NCBI's taxonomy places the organism in Eukaryota, Metazoa, Chordata, Actinopteri, Blenniiformes, Blenniidae. Gene Ontology annotation, cellular component: membrane. Bases 172 to 432 code for a protein of 86 amino acids. The transcript is spliced from 3 exons.
ACUUCCGACGGAUUUAAUUUUUUUCACUCUUUUUGUGAAACUGUUGUCGUUUUUGUUUUAAGUAUUACUUUGGUUUAGUCUCACGUUUUGACUGAUUUCCUUCGCUCUGACUUUGAGGAGCACACACCGGCAACGAUAACAACAAGGUCACUGAGAGAUCCGAGCAGCGUCAUGUCUGCAGAACUGGACCUGUCCCCUCCAGAGGUCCCCGAACCCACCUUUUUGGAAAGCAUCCUCCGAUAUGGGUUGUUUUUAGGAGCCAUCUUCCAGCUCAUCUGCAUCCUGGCUGUCAUAUUCCCCACGUCCAAGGGCCAUGAGCAGGAGGAGGCCGAGUCCACUGAUGGUAAGACUGUGGAGCAGAUGAAGAAGCCAAAAGGACCAGUGCCUCAAAUUCGACAGAAACCAAAGAAAGAGAGCAAGAAGAAGCGAUAACGCUUUGCUUGUGUGGGGGAGUGGAACCCCAGGGGACUCUGUGGAAGUGGGAGAGUUUGGAUUGCAGAAAGCAACAUUUCAGUUUAUCACUAUUGGUACAUGAAACAAUAUCAUCAUGCAACAAUAAAUUAGAUCAGUUACAUUUGAAACCCGACAGAAUGACCUUUUACUGUGUGUUGCUAACUUUCAACACAGUGUUUAAAAUGGUAUGACAUUUAUUCUCUUUUUUAAAUACAGCUGUGUGUUUUGUUAUGUUUAUUUUGAAUGUAUUCCUUUUUAUAUAUCUGUAUGAUUGAUCAUGCUUCAUUCAGAUGAAAACGGACAAAUAAAAACAUGUC